This is a messenger RNA of Nelumbo nucifera (sacred lotus), 2243 nucleotides long. RefSeq names its product phosphorylethanolamine cytidylyltransferase 1 (gene PECT1). Gene Ontology annotation, cellular component: cytoplasm. Lineage: Eukaryota; Viridiplantae; Streptophyta; Magnoliopsida; Proteales; Nelumbonaceae. Gene Ontology annotation, biological process: phosphatidylethanolamine biosynthetic process. The record is from RefSeq and is a predicted model, not a curated record. Gene Ontology annotation, molecular function: ethanolamine-phosphate cytidylyltransferase activity.
ACGGAACUCACCUGAUGAUGAUGGCCAUCUCAAUAAUGGCUACUCGAUCUCGAUGACGAUGCGACAACGCUGCACAACGUUAUGAUCACUAGGGCUCACUAGAUGUCUGGAUCUUCCGACUCCAUCGAACCAUUUACUGGAGCCGUUGCAACUUGCAAAUUCGAGACGGAUUGAAUUCAGUCAUCACACGCACAAAAAUUCAAGAGAAAAUUUACCUAUACGACCCUCAACCCGGACCGUUCGUUACAUCUACCUUUACUCUGCAUGUUUGAUAUGUAAUCACAGUCGCUGCUGCUUCCCUGUCGCAAGCCCAAAAUAAGAGAGGAACCUCUCUACUCUGUUCCUCUGUUCCUCCUUUCCACCUCUCUAGCAUUCUCGUUUCUGCUUUAUAUCAUCAAAUCAAAUCCUUUUUGAAGACAGAGAAGGGUCUGCGUUUGUUCUUCGAACAUCCAUUCCUUUUAGGCUAGUGCGAUGGGGUUCGAUGUGGGGCAACCGGAAAAUCCGUAUAGCGCCAGGUUUCUGGGAACCUGCUUGAUAGGGGGGCUUGUUCUCGGGGCAUCGAUGUUGGGCUUCUACCUGGGUCUCCCGUUGCCUCCGAUUGGAAUCAAGAGAAAGAAGAAAAAGCCCAUCCGCGUUUACAUGGAUGGCUGCUUCGAUAUGAUGCAUUAUGGCCACUGCAACGCUUUGCGUCAGGCGCGUGCACUCGGUGAUCAAUUGGUUGUCGGUGUUGUUAGCGAUGCCGAGAUUAUUGCCAACAAAGGACCUCCUGUCACUCCCCUUAACGAGAGGAUGAUUAUGGUCAGUGCUGUGAAAUGGGUGGAUGAGAUCAUUCCAGAUGCACCUUAUGCUAUAACUGAAGACUUCAUGAACAAGCUAUUCAACGAGUAUAACAUAGAUUAUAUCAUUCAUGGUGAUGAUCCAUGCAUUCUACCUGAUGGAACUGAUGCUUAUGCUCUCGCUAAGAAGGCAGGUCGCUAUAAGCAGAUCAAGCGGACUGAAGGAGUGUCAAGCACCGACAUUGUUGGUCGUAUGCUUCUAUGUGUGAGAGAAAGAUCGAUUGGUGAUACCCAUAAUCGUUCUUCUUUGCAGAGGCAAUUCAGUCAUGGGCAUGGUCAAAAGUUUGAAGAUGGUGGAUCAGGUAGUGGAACUCGGGUUUCUCAUUUUCUACCAACAUCUCGCAGGAUUGUUCAGUUCUCAAAUGGAAAGGGCCCAGGACCCGAUGCUCGUAUAGUUUAUAUAGAUGGUGCAUUUGAUCUUUUUCAUGCAGGACAUGUAGAGAUAUUGAGACUUGCUCGAGGGCUUGGAGAUUUUCUACUUGUUGGCAUUCACACAGAUCAAACAGUCAGUGCUAAUAGAGGGACACAUCGCCCUAUCAUGAAUCUUCAUGAGAGAAGCUUGAGCGUUCUAGCUUGCCGAUAUGUAGAUGAGGUUAUAAUCGGUGCACCUUGGGAGGUGUCAAAAGACAUGAUUACAACCUUUAACAUCUCAUUGGUUGUGCAUGGAACAGUUGCAGAGAAUAAUGAUUAUCAAAAGGGAAAAUGCAACCCAUAUGAUGUUCCCAUCAGCAUGGGUAUCUUUCGAUUAUUAGAAAGCCCUUUGGAUAUCACAACUACUACAAUAAUAAGAAGGAUAGUAUCAAAUCAUGAGGCAUAUCAGAAACGUAAUGAGAAGAAGGCAGAAAGUGAGAGGAGGUAUUAUGAAGAUAAGACGUAUGUGGCUGGUGACUGAUUUUAAAAUCCAUGGAUAGAUUGUACUAAUUUUUUGGGCCUACAAGUUCUUUCGUCAUUUCUCGAUGAAGGUGGCCGUAAUGACAUCAUUGUGCGACCAAAUUAAGAGGAUAUCUUCACCUGUAUUGGGUUAUACCUUUACAAGCUGACAUGCGAGAAUGUUUUAAGGAGGCAAUAUAUUAUUUCUAUUCUCCCUUCACCCUUUCCGUCUCUAGCAUGUGCUCCCGGCCAUUUUCCAUUAACUGUAGGGUUAAUACACAUUAUCUUCACCUGUAUUAUUACAUAAUACACAUUACAGCUUACAAGGAUUCAGGACUGGGAACAGAGCAGGGUGCACGUGUGAACCGAUGACCUUACCACGGAGAGGCUGCAGUUCCACUGGGUUUGAUCCCGCGUCUCCAUAUUUUCUCCAUUUUUUUGAUAUGUAUCUUUAGGAAGAUUUUGGGACGUUGGAACAUUUUUUAGAUUGGCAUCGUAGAAUUAAUCUUAUAAGCUUUAGUUUUAUUGUCAUGUGAA